GCCCGCGAUGCUGCGACAGUGUUGGAAUUCUUGGCCUGGGGAAGGAGAAAAGAUCCAGACUGUCAUACGGAUGCGUCGCUCGAGACUGAAGAGACGGGAAUGGGUUCGCUCGACAAUUUAUCGCUCGCAGUACUCCAACUCCUUCUCCCUAGCCAGCACCAGGUUCAACAGCUAGUCGAGUACCACAUUGAAGGCUUGCUAUGGUAUCAUUGCAGCUUCUUCGCGUCGACGUUUCAGACGCAGCUUCGCACAUUCUACGACGAGCAAGACGGAGUCAUUCGCCAAUCAUCCACCAGCUUACAAUGGACCGCUCUUCUCUUCUCUAUACUCACUGCGAGCAUGACAUGUGCGCCAGCUGCACGCGUAAGACUGUGGGGUUUUGGAGAGACAGAACAAGCCACCCUUUCGCAAAAGUGGUUUCAAGCCAUUAGUGCCUGUCUCACUCACGCAAACUAUACGAGCAACUUGAGCAUUCUUUCUUGUCAAGCAAUUGCCACUGCCACCACCUCUGCUCAUCUCCUGGGUUUUAGCACAACACAGAGCAUACAUCUUGCAACUGCAGUACGCAUUGCUCAAUCGCUAGGCCUGCAUCGCCUCAGCCCGGAUGUCAAUGAUAAUUCUACCGAGACUGGCAGGCGUGUGUGGUGUCAGCUGUGUACCCAGGACUGGUUCAGCAUUCCUUUUUCAGACACCUACCUUGUCAGCCCCAAGUAUUCUACACUGCCAGAUUACAACAUUGUCGAAUCCGAUCAACCUACAACAACGAGUUACUCUCGCUUUUUGUACAAUGUCGCCAUCAUUAUGCCCCAAUUGCAAGAUAACUUGGUGUCGUGCAACACACCUUAUACGCGGUAUGAAAAGGUUCUCUACUGGGACAAUAUUCUUAGAGGUCUGGCAACGCGCUCGAGGCCACCUUUCAUGACAAACGGACCGCUGGAUCCUACGUGGCCGCUAUGGGUACCAUGGGCGCGGCAUGCCCUGGCCAUUAACUCGAGCCCUAAAAUCAUCAUGAUUCAUCGGUCCUUUCUCCUGGACAGCUUUGAGAAUCCUGCCUUUGCUUUUACGCGUCGAACUUGUCUAGCGGCCUCUAAAACGAUAAUCAAAGAAUACAAGUCUCUAAUUGCAGAAGAUGGCCCUACUUUAUGGAUACACCAGGCAUUCGCGGUCGCUGCAUCAAUUACUCUUUGUCUGGAUAUUCUCUAUCGUGACGCUAGCGACGAACAAAGUUCUGACCACCAAGCGCUGGUAAAGGACAUUUUGCAAAUCAUGCAGUCACGGCGAGACAGUAUGAUUGCAAUUCGAGGAACGAAACUGUUGGGCGCUCUUCUG
Molecule: messenger RNA, 1329 nt
Organism: Exserohilum turcica Et28A
Lineage: Eukaryota; Fungi; Ascomycota; Dothideomycetes; Pleosporales; Pleosporaceae
Exons: 1
Source: RefSeq, a predicted model, not a curated record